AUGGCAGCAAGACUAAAGCAAUUGCAAGGCAAGGCUUGCGAAGCCACAAAAUACGUGGCCAAGCAUGGAACUGCCUACUACAAGCAGUUGAUGGAGCAGAAUAAGCAAUAUGUUAGAGAGCCACCCACUGUGGAAACAUGCAAUGCAUUAGCCAAGAAGCUGUUUUACACUCGUCUUGCGAGUAUCCCGGGCCGUACAGAGACUUUCUGGAAGGAAAUUGAUUACAUGAAAAAUAUGUGGAAGCACAGGCACGAGCUGAAGGUCGAAGAUGCUGGCAUUGCUGCUUUAUUCGGGAUCGAGUGCUUUGCGUGGUUUUGUGCUGGUGAGAUUAUUGGGAGGGGAUUUACGUUUACCGGUUACUACCCCUGA
Messenger RNA from Striga hermonthica, 369 nucleotides. Lineage: Eukaryota; Viridiplantae; Streptophyta; Magnoliopsida; Lamiales; Orobanchaceae. The record is from the annotation of a GenBank genome assembly.